CCCGAAUGCAACUGCAAACGAUCUUGCUUCACACCGCUCGAAAAAAAAUCCCCGAUGACUCCCAUUUUGACACAACUUCCGCAGACCGAUUUCUUGUGGAGUCACCAGAAUUAACUCCGAGCUUCCUUCCCCGACUCAUUCUUCAACGCCGAGCGUCAAGAUUAUACUUAAACCAGAGCAUGCCUCGCUGACUGAUUUUACGAGCUUGAAGCACUGCUUGCUCCGACGAUUAUCCACUCUUUUCAAGGGUCCUGUGGUGACCGGAUUUUCGCAGACCCUGCACGCCGAUCGAUCGAUCCUAAUCGCCGACACGCUACCGGUUUCUGGCCGCAACUUUUUCUUAUUACCGACCGAUUUUUCCCUUCUUCUGUCGCUCGGUCUCAGUGGAAAUUUGUUUCAGUGUUACUUGAGCCUUUACUACCACCAUGACGGGCAUGCAACAGAACUACGACUCGGCCAGCGGCGACACGAUCGUUUCGCAAACCCCCGCGGAAAAAAGUCCCGUCGCGACACCCUCCCACGCUGCGCAAGAAGCGGAGCCCGAGCACAACAAGGAACUGGAUACCUCUGCGCCCGCUGAAGACCCAGAGAAGGACGACGAGGAUAAUGCGAUUAAGAAGCAGCCCUCCGGUGCGCCACUGGACCGCACACCCUCGCAAGCGGCUAGGAUGGGCAAAAAGAAGAUCAUCGUCGUGAUGACUGCGCUUUGCCUGGUGCUGUUCCUGGCUGCCCUGGAUAUGACUAUCAUCUCGACGGCCUUGCCGACGAUUGCGGCUGAUUUUGGUGCUUCAGAGAGUGGCUUCUCGUGGAUUGCAUCGUCGUACCUUCUUGCAAAUGCGGCUUGUAUUCCGCUCUGGGGCAAGAUCAGUGAUAUUUGGGGUCGCAAACCGAUCAUCCUCCUUGCCAAUACCUGGUUCCUGGUUGGCAGUCUGAUCUGUGCCUUGGCUAAGAACAUGGCCAUGAUUCUGGCCGGUCGUGCCAUUCAGGGUGUUGGAGGUGGCGGUAUUAUCAUCCUGGCUAAUAUCAGUGUAACGGAUCUGUUCAGCAUGAGAGAUCGCCCCAUGUACUAUGGACUCUUCGGUGCUACUUGGGCCAUUGCUGGUGCACUUGGACCUAUCAUCGGCGGUGCUUUCACCACUAGCGUUACCUGGCGAUGGUGCUUCUACCUGAAUUUGCCUAUCGGUGGAUUCUCGUUGGUCAUUCUGUUCUUCUUCUUGUCUAUCGAAUCUCCCAAGACACCAUUCCUGGCUGGUCUGCGCAGCAUCGACUGGGCAGGGACCUUCCUCAUAAUCGGUGGCACUCUGAUGUUCCUUUUCGGCCUCGAGUUUGGUGGCAUCAACUAUCCGUGGAAGUCAGCCACUGUUAUCUGUCUCAUCAUCUUCGGCAUCGUUGUGUGGGUUCUGGCUAUGCUCUCUGAAUGGAAGCUCGCCAAAUAUCCCAUUAUCCCCCCACGCCUGUUCAACGAGUGGUACAACGUUCUGAUUCUCAUGAUCUGCUACUGCCAUGGAUUCGUCUUCAUUUCGGGUGCCUACUACCUCCCGCUCUACUUCCAGACCGUUCUGCUGGCCUCCCCCAUCCUCAGUGGUGUCUACACCCUGCCCAUGGUUCUAUCGCUCUCCUUCGUCUCCGCCGCAACGGGCAUCAUCAUGAAGAAAACUGGUCGCUACCGCGAGAUGAUCGUCGCCGGUCUAUUCUUCAUGACCCUCGGCUUUGGUCUGUUUAUUGACCUCAAGCCCUACGCCUCCUGGCCCCGUAUCAUUCUCUUUCAGUUGAUCGGCGGUAUCGGUGUCGGCCCUAACUUCCAAGCUCCCCUCGUCGCUUUCCAGGCCAACAUUCGACCCGCAGACAUGGCCACUGCCACGGCCACCUUUGGCUUCGUCCGCCAGCUGUCAACGUCCAUGUCCGUCGUCCUGGGAACCGUCAUCUACCAAAACAUGAUGGGUCAACAAGCCGACAAGCUCAUUGCCGCUAUCGGCCCCGAACUUACGGCCGAAAUCACCUCCUCCUUUGCCGGUUCCUCCAAGACCCUCAUCCAGGGUCUGACCGAGUCCCAGCGCGAGGUCGUUCUCGACGCCUUUACUUUCGCUCUGAGCCGCAUGUGGAUCUUCUACACUGCCGUCGCAGGCGUCGGCUUCAUUCUUUCUCUGUUCAUUCGCCCUCGCGAAUUGACCAAGACGCAUACCAUCCGCAAGACCGGUCUCGAGGAGCAAGAGCGUGCACGCCAGGAACUGAUCGAGUCCCAGCGUAAGGCAGAGGGAAAGCCCGAGGUUGAGGCUUGAGUUGGUUUGGUCUGGCUUAGCUUCGCCUGACUACCCUUUUUGAUACCCAUUAUCCUUUUUCAUAUCUCUUAAUCUUGGCUUCUUUGCCUGGAGCAUCCCCAUUUUCUGGAUCUGCGACCCCCCUUUUCGCGGCAUAAAAUUCAGCGGUUAAUGUUUAUGUAUUUAAAUCAAUUUUAGCAUCGUGGGCUAGCCCACUCGAUAGGUUUGCUGUGCAUUGCAUUACUGUCGUGAGAAUCUGGCUUUAAGCUUCAGUUUACGGUACCUCAUUCGGCUUUCCCGGCAUACAAAAAGUACGAUAUUUCGUGUAUACUGUAUAUACCAGAUU
Messenger RNA from Penicillium brasilianum, 2604 nucleotides. NCBI's taxonomy places the organism in Eukaryota, Fungi, Ascomycota, Eurotiomycetes, Eurotiales, Aspergillaceae. The record is from the annotation of a GenBank genome assembly.